Messenger RNA from Lotus japonicus, 2991 nucleotides. RefSeq lists its product as uncharacterized. The transcript is spliced from 2 exons. The record is from RefSeq and is a predicted model, not a curated record. Gene Ontology annotation, molecular function: RNA-DNA hybrid ribonuclease activity; nucleic acid binding. The coding region runs from base 1 to 2991 and encodes 996 amino acids. Lineage: Eukaryota; Viridiplantae; Streptophyta; Magnoliopsida; Fabales; Fabaceae.
AUGUCAGCAGCUGGACGGCCUCGUCCUAGCUCCCUCCGCCCACCACAGCAGAGAGUUCCCAUCACCUUCACGGAAGACGACUACGGCACAGACACCGGCGAGGAGGACGACCCGAUUGUCGUGGAGGCCCUCAUCGCAAACGGUAAGGUACGGCGGGUGCUCAUCGAUACAGGUAGUUCUACUGACAUAAUAUUUUAUGAUGCUUAUAAAACCUUAGGCUUAUCUGUAAAAGACCUGAUCCCCUAUGACCACGACUUGAUCGGGUUCACUGGGAACAGAGUUCUGCCAUUAGGAUAUUUUAAUGCAUACCUCUCCCUAGGAGACCCUGAUGUUUGCAGGACUGUCAAGGCCUGGUUUUUGGUGGGGAAAUGCCCAACAGCCUACAACGUCAUAAUCGGCAGACCAAGCCUCAAUGUCUACCGGGCCAUCGUCUCCACCCACCACCUGAUGUUGAAGUACCCAUGGGCUGGAAGGGCGGUUCCCGUACGCGGAAACCUGACCAUGGCCAGGGGGUGCUACAACUCUAGCUGCAGAUUGGCGCGAGAGGAUCUCAAGAGGAAAGAGCCCGACCACGGGAAAAGAGUCGAAAGCUUCCACCUCCGAGCAGGAGCAUGCUUGACCGACAUCGACCCGCGAGUGGACCAAUCCAGAGAGGAUCAGCGUCUUAAGCCGGAUGGAGAGGCACGACCUGUCCAGGUCGGCCGCGGCCCUGACCAGACCACCAAACUGGCACGAGAUCUCCCUCAGGAUCUCUCAAACCGACUGGAGGCCCUCCUGAAGAGUUACGGGCACUUAUUUGCCUGGUCGUCCGCGGAUAUGCCGGGCAUCGACCCAGCAUUCUGCAGUCACAAGCUUUCAGUGGACCGAAAAUUCAAGCCAGUGGCCCAGAAAAAGAGACAAAUGAGCGCGGAGAAGCAAGAAGCGAUCAGGGAACAGACGACGGAACUUCUGAAGGUCGGGAUCAUUCGCGAAGUCAAGUACACUACUUGGCUUUCGAACGUGGUCCUGGUGAAAAAAUCCAAUGGGAAGUGGAGGAUGUGCGUUGACUACACGGAUCUGAACAAGGCCUGCCCUAAGCAUCCCUUCCCCCUCCCCAGCAUCGAUGCUUUGGUGGAUAACUCCUCGGGGUACGAAUACUUGUCCCUUAUGGACGCGUAUUCUGGGUACAACCAGAUUCCGAUGAACAGAGAAGAUGAAGAGAAGACCGCUUUUAUCACCGAUCGGGGGACAUACUGCUACACUAUGCUCCCAUUCGGUCUGAAAAAUGUUGUGGCCACCUACCAGCGAAUGAUGACCAGAAUCUUUGGGGCGCUCAUUGGUUCAGUCGAAGUCUACAUUGAUGACAUCAUCGUGAAAACACCAAAGGGAGGCGACCAUGCAGCCGAUCUGGCAGUUGUGUUCGAACAGUUGAGGAAACACAAUAUGCGCCUCAACCCCGAAAAAUGUACCUUCGGCGUCAAGAGCGGGAAGUUCUUGGGAUAUAUGCUCACAAGCCGUGGGAUUGAACUAAACCCCGAAAAGUGUCAGGCUAUUGUGGAAAUGAAAAGCCCUAGGAUGGUCAAGGAAGUCCAGCAAUUGGCGGGGCGGAUGGCAGCAAUCGGGAGAUUUCUCCCCAAGGCCGCCCUGAGAGCCCUACCCCUUUAUGCCUUACUAAAGAAAGGAGCGAACUUUACCUGGUCGGAAGAAGCUGAACAGGCUUUCUCCCGGCUGAAAGAGAUUCUCACCUCUCCACCAAUCCUGUCAAGUCCAAAGCCAGGGGAGCCCCUGUACUUAUACUUAGUUGUUCGAGACAAGGCAGUGAGCUCCGUACUGGUAAGAGAGGAGGCAGGAGUCCAACUCCCGGUUUACUUCGCCAGUUGCUCAGCGCUCAAGGGAGCUGAGCUCAGAUAUCAGAUGCUCGAGAAAGUUGCACUCGCCCUCCUAACCACUGCCAGACGGCUCAGAAAGUACUUCCAAUCUCAUAGCAUCAUUGUCCGCACUGAUCAACCGGUCAAACAAGUCCUCCAUAAGCCAGAUCUAGCCGGUCGAAUGGUGGGUUGGUCGAUCGAGUUGUUCGAGCAUGACAUUCGCUACGAACCCAAACGUGCGAUCAAAGCGCAAGUCCUAGCAGACUUCCUGGUGGAACUCACGAGCGACGAAAACCCACCAGCAGAAAUCUCCUGGGUCGUCCAUGUGGAUGGCUCGAGCAACAAAGAGGGAGGCGGUGUUGGGAUCGUCCUCCAAAGCAACUCAGGGAUGGUCGUAGAACAGUCGCUGCGUUUUAUCUUCCCGACCACCAACAACCAAGCUGAAUAUGAAGCUUGCAUAGCCGGUCUGGUGACGGCGCGAGACCUGGGGGCGCAGGACAUACUCGUCUGUUGCGACUCUUUGCUAGUGGUCUCCCAGGCUAACGGCGAAGCACAGGCCAAGGACCCAAUUCUGGAACAAUACCUCUCCCACUUGAGACGGCUGGCUGCAACCUUCCGUAAGGUAGAAUUCCGCCACGUCCCAAGAGCUCAAAACGACCGCGCGGAUACCCUAGCAAAGCUGGCUAGCACCGGGAAACCCGGCCUGAACAGGACAGUCAUUCAGGGAACCCUUGCCCUCCCCUACGUCUCAGACCCCGACCGCCCCGCUGGAGUCAACACCCUAAGCGUUGGCGCGGACGAUGAUUGGAGGGCCCCAAUUGUUAAGAACCUCACAACGGGCUGGCUUCCACCCGACAAGUUGGAGGCAAAGAAGUUGACUAGAAGUGCUUCCUGGUACACCAUCGUAAACGGGGACCUCUUUAAGAGAGGAUUUUCCACCCCACUCCUCAAGUGCUUGUCGAAGGAACGAGCAGAGUAUGUGCUCGCGGAGAUCCAUGAGGGUAGCUGUGGCCACCACCCGGCGGGCGUUCUCUGGCAAGAAAGGUCCUCCGGGACGGCUAUUACUGGCCCACCCUGGAGAAAGACGCUGCCGACCACGUCAAACACUGUGACCCGUGCUAGAAACAUGCCGACCACCGCUUAG